CUGAGAGUUUCAACACAAGACACAAGUAACAUACACAGAAGGCACACACGAGACACAAAUAACACAGGUACAAUAUACGAACAAAAUGAUGGCAUCUUCCAAACGAGAUCCACACAACCACUACAUGGAGGAAAGAGAAGCCUGGUGUCCGGAGAGAGUACUCCUGAAGGCCCGCUGGUUCAAAAAUCACGAUGGUAGUUGUGAGAUCCCACUGAGACAACCUAGUGAGGAUCAUUCUAGGGCAACUGAUAUCCAUCAGCUGUACCAAAACGACAUGGCCAGGGACCUGAACAUCAGAGUCCAUAACAAGGUCCACUGCGAGAGAGUAAACAGCCGGCUGAUUGAACAAAAGAAAGCAGAACAGGAAAGGGCCAAACAGGAAAAUUUUGAUUAUGAAAACAUUAUUCGGAAACAAAAUGAAGAAGAUCAGGUAAGAGAGCAUCAGAAGCUUCUGAACAAAAGACUCAGAAACCAGUCUCUAGCUCAAGCUCAACUCAGACAAAUUUCUGAAAAGGAGCUUAAGGAGACGAGACAGAAACAUCAGAAGCUGAAAGAGCAGGCAAUGUUCAAUGAGAGGAUGGCUCGAGAUGCCCAGGAGCUCAGCCGUCGGGCAGUAGAAGCAGCCCAGAAUAAGAAAAAGCAACUGAGAGCUCGUGAGGAAGAAAUCCUUGAAAAAAGACUGGACCGUGAGAGAGAGGCCCAAUUAAGGCAGCGAGGGGAGCAGAGAACCGAGCUUGCUCGUCUUGAAUUGGAGGAGAAGAGGCACCAAAGGAAGACUGAGCAGGCCGAGAAGUUCAGGCAGCUCCAGAUACCCAAACAGAUUGUUUCCGACCAACUGGCUGCCUUUAAAGACGAGCAGGCUAUUAACGUGUCUCUGAGAGAAAGGCAGAGACUCGAAAGGGAUGAGGCUUUAAUUGAGGCUGGACGUGCAAAGCAUCACGCAACAGAGGCGGAGAGGAAGGCUCAAGUACGUGAGUCCAUUGCAGCCCACAGACAAAGUGUGAUGUGGGAGAAGGACAACAAGGAAAGAGAAGAGCGUCAGAGGGCUGUGGAGGAACGCAAGGCUGAAAUUGCGAAACACCGGCUUUUCUUGGAGCGCCAGAGAUUGAGGGCUCAAGAAAGCAGAAACAAACACACGGAAAUGGAAAGUUACAAUGAGAUGAUGGCGUCUGCAAAACGUGCUCGCCUUGAGCAGAAAAGAAAGGAAGAGCACGAUGCUGUAGUCAGGAAGGCCGAGAAGGAACAGCGAAGGGACGAAAGACUCCAGCAACAUGUUGCUGGGGAACUUCAUAAGACCACAGAGGUGCUUCGCCAACACCGUGGCAGGGUCACCCAGAGGCCCUCCCACAGACUCCCGCCCUUGCACCUCCAACCCUGUCCUCCCACACAUGUCCCCGAAGCGAGCCCUAUCCACAUCUCUGCCACCGCCAUCCACCUCCAGCCCCGUCCUCCCACGCACGUCCCUGCUACCACUGGACAGUUCCUACGUUUUAACAAUCAGGGGUCCAAUUAUACUGCAGCACUUACAAAUGAGCAACUGCCCAGAUUAGACCGGCGAGGACAGCGUUGUAACCGCACCACAGUCAGUUAUCCUAAACAGACAGGCCGGCACCAGGCAUCCUCCUCAUACUCCCGCUUCCCCCCCAUCUGAAUACAUGUGGACACACACACACACACACACACACACACACACACACAC
Messenger RNA from Larimichthys crocea (large yellow croaker), 1699 nucleotides. Its product is annotated as trichohyalin. The transcript has a single exon. The coding region runs from base 86 to 1651 and encodes 521 amino acids. The record is from RefSeq and is a predicted model, not a curated record. NCBI's taxonomy places the organism in Eukaryota, Metazoa, Chordata, Actinopteri, Sciaenidae.